This is a messenger RNA of Acanthopagrus latus (yellowfin seabream), 5407 nucleotides long. It is a transcript of the gene csgalnact1a, whose product is annotated as chondroitin sulfate N-acetylgalactosaminyltransferase 1a. The transcript is spliced from 9 exons. Gene Ontology annotation, molecular function: glucuronosyl-N-acetylgalactosaminyl-proteoglycan 4-beta-N-acetylgalactosaminyltransferase activity. Gene Ontology annotation, cellular component: Golgi cisterna membrane. The record is from RefSeq and is a predicted model, not a curated record. The coding region runs from base 1913 to 3658 and encodes 581 amino acids. NCBI's taxonomy places the organism in Eukaryota, Metazoa, Chordata, Actinopteri, Spariformes, Sparidae.
UAUUAUUAUUUGUGUUACUUGAGCGUUUCUCUAUAUCUUAAAGCUGUGUUUGGAGGGAAUCUUUAAUGCUCACAUCCUGUGCACUCUCACCUCCCCAUGUCCAGCCUUCCCUCAUAUCAUCCAGCAGUCGGUUUAUCUUAUUAUAGACCUAACUAAUUACAUCAUCGUAAUGGGUGUAGGGGUGUGUGUGACUCCAUUAUAAUAUGGUGCCUGUGUGUGUCAUGAUGUGAGGUCAAAGGUCAAUAUUUCCCCUUCUUAUUUUCUGGCUCUGUAGACUAACACACUGGAUGUGGCUUGAGUGUUUUUACACAGUGGUAUUGCUGUUUUAGUUGAGUGAAAGACUCGAACACUUCUGUGUAAAAGUAAUUAGAUAAUUGAAAACAUGCAGGCUGAAGCUCACAGAGGAAUACUUUCAGCCACACAGUUACAGCUGACAUCUACAUGAUUUUAUCCACAUGGUAGCAGCUGAGCGCUCUGUUUUUUCCCUAUUAGCUUCCUGCCCGCUGCCCGACUGAGAGCCCGGUCUGUGCGGAGAUCUCUCAGGUCGCUUUAAGAUUAAGACGGAUCUUUAUGUCGACUUCACGUUUAUAGGAGUCAGUCGGACUUCUCGUUGCCUUCGGAAAUGAAAGGCAGUAGUGUUUCCUCCUCCUGUAACGGUGUCUUGAAUUGAACUAACAAGGCUGUCUUUAUGUGCGAGGCAGAGAGGAGGAGGAGGGAGGAGAGGAGAGGAGAGGAGAGCCGCCGGAGCCCGCAUGAAGGAGCGCCAGUGUCAAGUUCACCAUGGCAACAAUCAAUACUUCCGUUCAAGACCUUCACAAUAAGACUCAUGUUUGUUUAAGCGUUCUGCGUGACCCCCCCAAACAUAAGAACUGCCAGGCCUGUGUGUGUGUAUAUGAUAAUGAGAGGUGGAAGGACAUCUUAGAUAACGUACUUAGUUAUUUUACUUAGUUAAAAAUAGAAAUAUCACAGUGUAGCCUACCAUAGUAAUAGGCCUACCUUGCGAUUUACAAUUUACAGUUGCUUUUAUUGGUGUUUUCAAUAUAGGCUACACCUUCUUUCUUUGAGCAUGCUACUAUGCAGUGCUGUCCUGCACUGUACUGUUUACCAUUAUUUACUCCUUGCCCCUUGCUUUCAGUUUUUGUUUUGGUUGUUCUUACUGUCACCGACAAGCCGCAGCCCUCAUGUUCCGGUGUUAAUCUGCCUCUGUGUGCUGGCGGCACAAACGCUCAUACCCGCUCCUGCACUCCGCAAGUGUCGGCAGUGGACCGGUGGAGGGCUGCGGGACGGGACCGCAGCAGCGGGACAAAACAAGACCUUCACUCAGGAUGGACUAAAGCAACGACUGGCGGAGCAAGAGGAAAACAACAUGAGGAACCCACCGUUGCCCAGCCAGGAUAUGCUGUCUAAUGAAACAGAGCGUUUUAGGCCCAUGCAUCACCCUGCUUCAUCUGGGCUGAUGUGGCUAAAUAUUCAACCGUUCCCAGACAUUUCCUGAGACACUGUAUAUGUUUGGAAACAGGCAGGCGGGCAGACAGGAAGAGGACAUCAUGGACUGACUGAGUGAACCAGAGCACAUGCAACAGCUGAGUCACAUAUGAGUUACAGAUGAUGUAACAAUGUAAUGAUGUCUUUGAGCUGACUGUGGAGCUAAUUGGAUGAACAGAAAGGGAGACGUUUUAUUUUUUACAAGCUCUUGACCCUCACACAUUCACACUGCCAAUGACCUAAUUUAGUUUAAAUGACCUCACACUGAUAAGUAGCCAGCCUCCGCUCUGGGUGAUGGCCGUGAUUGGCCAUGAUUGAUUGGCCAUCACAAAUGGACUGUUAUCAUCAAGGAAGAAGUGUGUGAGGUUACACGAUAUUUCUGUGUGUGUGUGUGUGUGUGGGUGGCUGCUUAGCUCUGUUAGUUUUGAUGCUACAUGCAGCGAUGCUGCGGCGUGGAAUGCUAGCCUGGGUCUCCCGUGUUGGAGUCGUGCUGGUGCUUCUCUGCUGCUCCCUGUCACUCCUCUAUGUGAUGACCUGCAGUCCAAGUCUUGCUCUGCCCCGUGCGGGACCCAUCCACCCCAGCCUGGGGGGCACAGGGCCGGGGAUUGGAGCUGGAGCAGGAGGGACAGGAGGAGCCCGAGCCCCUGCUCAAAGUGGUAGACCCCCUGGUGUUCAGUCUUAUCAGGUGCUCCUACAAGAGCGUGAGGAGCAGCAUCGCCUCCACAUCUCCUCCUUAAAGAAGGAGAUUGCUCAGCUCAAGGAGGCUUUGCAGGAGCGUAGCCAGCAGCUGAAAGGAGUGCAGGAGAGUCUGAAGAGAGCCGCCGGGGGCCCAGCAGAGGGACAGGACACUGGGGCUGGUUCGCAGGGUGGAGGUCUCGGUGAAGCUCAGGGAGCUAGGACAGACCUCCAGGAGUUCCUGCGGAGCCAGCUGUCGAAGGCCGAGGUGAGUGCUGGCACCCGGCUGCCCAGCGAGUACGCAGUGUUGCCCUUUGAGAGUUUCACCCUGCAGAGGGUGUACCAGCUGGAGAUGGGGCUGACGCGACACCCCGAGGAGAAGCCUGUAAGGAAGGACAAGAGAGAGGAGCUGGGUGAGGUGCUGGAGACGGCCCUGCACAGCCUCAACAUGCCAUCAUCCCAACAAGAUAGCAGGAGUGCAGCUGAAAAGACGAGCAAAGUAUACUCACCAUCUGACUUUGUAGAAGGUAUCACCCGUACAGAGAAGGACAAAGGGACGCUGUAUGAGCUGACCUUCAGAGGGGAGUCGAGUAAGGAAUUCAGGCGUCUCGUCCUCUUCCGUCCAUUUGGGCCGCUGAUGAAGGUGAAAAACGAGAGGGUGGACACAGUCAACGUCCCAAUCAACAUCAUCGUCCCACUGUCCAGACGCACGGACAAGUUCAAACAGUUCAUGCACAACUUCAGGGAAGUGUGUGUGCGGCAGGACGGCCGGGUCCAUCUGACCGUGGUGUAUUUCGGGAAGGAGCAGAUGAGCGAGGUCCGCAGCACUCUGGAGAACACGUCCAGGGAAGUUAAUUUUAAGAACUACACUCUGCUGCAGCUGGACGAGGAGUUUUCUCGGGGACGGGGUCUAGACGUCGGUGCCCGUGCCUGGAAGGGAGGCAACGUGCUGCUUUUCUUCUGCGACGUCGACAUCUACUUCACCGCCGACUUCCUCAACACCUGCCGGCUAAACACACAGCCCGGUAAAAAGGUGUUCUAUCCGGUGUUAUUCAGCCAGUACAACCCCACUCUGAUCUACGGGAGUCCUGAACACGUCCCACCUGUGGAGCAACAGCUGGUAAUCAAGAAAGACACGGGGUUCUGGCGGGAUUUCGGCUUCGGCAUGACCUGCCAAUACCGGUCCGACUUCAUAAACAUAGGAGGUUUUGACAUCGACAUCAAAGGCUGGGGUGGCGAAGAUGUCCACCUGUACAGGAAGUACCUCCACAGCAACCUCCUCGUGGUCCGAGCACCGUCGCGAGGCUUGUUCCACCUGUGGCACGAGAAACACUGCGCCGACGAGCUUCCACCGGACCAGUACCGCAUGUGCAUGCAGUCCAAGGCCAUGAACGAGGCCUCGCACGGCCAGCUGGGGAUGCUGUUCUUCAGGCACGAGAUCGAAGCUCACCUCCGCAAACAGAAGCUACAGCAAAACUCAAACCCCAAGAAGGCAUAAAGCGCUGGUUGAACUAUGAUCACCGUGACGACUGCAAUCAGUUGAACAAUUCAACUGAUCUGAACUAUGUCAAAUUUUAAAGGAAUAGUUCAUCAUUUUUAAAAAAAAAUGCUUAUUCACUUUCUUGCAGGAAGUUGGCUAGAGCCAGUAAGUGGUUUGCUUAGCUUAACAUCAAGCAGGGGCGGACUGGGACAGAAAUUAAGGUCAAUAUCCACAUUUACUCUAGUUAAACAUGUUUUGUUGAAUACAUUUUUAACUUUUUUUAACAAUAAACGUGGUUAUGUGCCAAAAUAGUCACUAAAUAGAAAGAAGAAAUAUUUGGUUUUUACUUCUGGCGAGUUCUAUCUCUGUCUUUAUACUAAUCUAUGCAUCUGGCACCAUAUUUACCAUACAGAUAAGAUACGGUACAAUACUUGUCAUCUAACUCCCUGCAUGGGAUUGAAUAGGUAUUUUCCCCCAAAAUGUUGCAAUUUUCCUUUAAUUAAACAAUGUGAAGACUUUUUAAAACUCUUUUUCAAGGACUCGGAGCACUUAGUUGCUCUGGGAAGGACAAGAUGAAAUAAAGAUGACUCAAAUCUGAACCGCUUGAGGAGCUCGUCUUGAGAACUGGAGUGGACUUUUUCAACAGAUCUCUGGUCUGAAACAUCCGUCUGUAGUUUAAUGUCCAUUUGUAAUAUUUUUCUUUGUCACUGCAGCAAGGCCUUUCAGAAAGAAAAACACAAGCUACAUUUGAGCUUUGAGGUCUCUCUGAACCGUGUGCCUCCUGUGUAUAAAACCCUCACCGUCUCCUCAGGAUGCUCAGUGAAAAUUGAACCGACCCACAGUUUUUAUAUGUAGGGAAACAGAGCCACCUAGUGGAGCAAGAGUGACCAGCAUGUUGGCUAAUACAAAAUGAAGGACUCUUUUAAAGCCUGGAAUGGCCUUGUAACACUUUUUUUUUUUUUUUUUUUUUUAAAUAUAUAUAUAUAAAUUAUUGAUCAGUAAUCCUCAUUCCUUAAUUUAUGUUUGUUAUUAUUUUUCAAAUGCCAUCAUUUAUAAGAAUUUGAAUAUCUGAUGCAGUAUUCUGUGUGGAAUGAAGUGGGAAUGAUGCUGAGAAGAAAAACAUGUCUCUUUUCCUCAAAGGCCUUAUAAGUGUGAGACGUACAUAUUUAUGCCCAAAAUAUGUCUAAAGGUUUAUUUUUAAAAUGGUUAAUUUAAUUGUAGGGUAGUUUUUUUGGUUUUUUUUGGUCUCAUAACUAAUCUGUGGACACUUAACGAAUAGAUAAAGGAAAACAAUAAUUGACUUACAGUGAUAUUGUUCACUGUCCUGACGCUGACGACGACUUAUCUUCAGUCAGAGUGAGACUAUUGAUCUUUAAAUUUGUGUUUCUGUCAAUCAAAUGUGACUCUUGUGAGCCUUGGAUACACACAGAGCAUUAAUGGAGAGACAAUGUGACAUAACACGUGUUACUGCGCAGUCACAGUAACUGGAGAUGUUCUUGGUGUUGAGAUAAAACUGCCUUGAUCGUAACUGUAUAUUGUUUUUCAUACAAUAUCCAAUAAAUCUCAUCCCAGCACUUCUUCUGUUGGUCAGAGUGAGCUGUACUUUUGGUGGAUGACCAAAGAUGUGAAAAGAGGCACUUUUACAAACUUUUUUUUAUUAUUUGCCAUUGAAGCAUUCCUUGUAAUGAUACAUUGAAUGACUGUCUUUACAGUUCAAGUUAUUUUUUCACUUCAUGUAAAUGAGUUGAAUAAAACAUUUUUUGUGCA